Messenger RNA from Podarcis muralis (Common wall lizard), 2358 nucleotides. The record is from RefSeq and is a predicted model, not a curated record. NCBI's taxonomy places the organism in Eukaryota, Metazoa, Chordata, Lepidosauria, Squamata, Lacertidae.
AAGGGGUGCGGGAGGACGGCGGCCCGGGUCCGGUCUGAUGAGAAAGCAUACUUACCUGGCAGGGGAGACACCUUGAUCAUGAAGGAGGUUUUCCCAGGGUGAGGCUCAUCCAUUGCACUGCGGGUGUGCUGACCCCUGCGAUUUCCCCAAAUGCGGGAAACUCGACUGCAUAAUUUGUGGUAGUGGGGGACUGCGUUCGCGCUUUCCCCUGAUGAUUGGUGUACAAAAAACAGAAUUAAUGUGCCUUACUCAUAUUCUUCUUCUACCUUGUAUUCCACGUUCAUCGUGAUUCUGAUUUUAAAAAAUGAAUAUUUCAGGAAGCUGGUGCACUUUGGUCGCUAAAGUUGCCUGAUGAUGAGUGCUACUUGCUAGGAAUCACAAGUGCCGAAAAGACAUCCCGUUCCGUUCUAACAUGAACAGAUUGCAUGUCCACAAGAAACACUGCAAAGUUGUCCUGGCUUUAUAAGCUUUUCCACAGACGAAUUAAGUACUUAACCCGAGCUUACAUUCUUCCUUGUGUGAAACAUACUGUAGAUCUAGAAGUCUCUUCCAAACCACAUUCUGCAGAAAGAGUUACACAGGAACAAGGGGAAAGAGUGGCAGGAGACCUGUCAGGGAAUUUGUUUGUCUUACCUUCCUUGCCUACAAAGAAUAAUUUCAAAUCUUUCGAAGACUGUGUGGCACUAGCAAUGCGGAAAGGGAGCUUAACAGCAUGCUGCGACCCCACUAACCAACAGAUGGCCAUGUCAAAGAGUCCGAGCAGCGAUAGCAGUUCGGUAAACACAGGCCCCAAAGGGGUGAUCAACGACUGGAGGAGAUUCAAGCAGCUGGAGACAGAGCAGCGAGAGGAACAGUGCCGGGAGAUGAAGCGCCUCAUCCAGAAGCUCUCGAUGACAUGCAGGUCCCACCUGGACGAUGAGGAGGACAAGCGGAAGCAGCAGGAGCUCCAGGAAAAGCUGGAUGGCAAGCUAACUCUGCAGGAGUACAGCGCGCUGCGUGAGGGCCCAGAUGACGAGGAGUUCCUGCAGCAGUACCGCAAGCAGCGCAUGGAGGAGAUGCGGCUGCAGCUGCGUGGCGGGCAGCACUUCCAGCAGGUUGUCGAGAUCCACAGUGGGGAGGCCUUCCUGGACACCAUCGACAAAGCGCCCAAGAAUUCCCUGGUGAUGGUCCAUGUCUACGAGGAUGAUGUCCCAGGGGCCGACUCCCUCCACGGAUGCAUGGUCUGCCUGGCCACUGAGUACCCCGUGGUCAAGUUCUGCCGGGUGCGGAGCUCCCUGAUCGGCGCCAGCUCCCGCUUCACCACCAGCGCCCUGCCGGCACUCCUGGUCUACAAGGGUGGGGAACUGGUGGGCAACUUUGUCCGUGUCACUGACCAACUGGGUGAGGACUUCUUUGCUGGGGACCUGGAGGGCUUCCUGCAGGAGUGCGGCCUGCUCCCUGAGAAGGACCUGGUGCUCCUCACCUCUGUCCUCGAUGCCUCCUCCUCCUCCUGCCUCAGCGAGGACAGUGACCUGGAGAUCAACUGAGGGCAUCCUAGGGGGAGCAGAGAGGCACCUGUGAAGGGGCGAGUCGAAAAGCCCACCCUUCACCUAUGGAAGCCCAGAAGGCCCAGAAAAAGUUAAAUAUGGAGAAUAAAUGGUUGAGAUAUUCGGAUUUAUUGUUGGAAGAUAAUGAAGGAUUUAAAUUAAGACCAUUUGAGCAAAUUAAAGAUAAAUUGGAUUGGCUACAUUAUUACCAGAUCAAUGAACUGUUUAAGCUUGAUAAGAAAAAUGGUUUUGCAUCGUGAAAAACCAAAUUGGAAACGUGAAGGGAAGUUCUCUUUCUGCACAUAAGUUCUCUCUCUGCACAUAACUGUGGCCUUAUGGGAAGUAUUGCUUCUUUUCUCUGGCAUUCUGGGAAGUCUCGUUUCUGCUUCUGCACACACUGUAGAAACCUGUUCCAAAUACCAAGACAUUCCCUCCUUGCUCAGUUCAUCUUAAGUUCAUGAUGACCUGUUCUCAAUGCAUAGCUGACCACAUCUAUGGAACUCGAUUAUUAUAUUCUUUCAUGUUAUGAUCAAUCAUUAGUAAUUGUUUUAUGCUAUAUCAAUCUUUAGUUAUAAUUUAAUUAGGAGGUUUCAUGCCUGUCUAGUUCCAACCUCGUUUCCCAGCCUUUAAUCUAUCGAUGAUUAAUGUUCACAUGUAAUUCCCACCUCUCACAUGUAAUUCCCGCCUUGUACUUAUGUUAACCAAUGAGCAACAAGUUUCUUUGUCUUUGUAUCAACCAAUCAGCCACAAGCACACCUGUGGCAAUGUUUGUAAUAUUCAAUAAAGGAGAGUUCCCGGGGCUUGCCCUGGCAGACGCCUCUCAUCACACCUA